Messenger RNA from Amaranthus tricolor (Joseph's coat), 744 nucleotides. RefSeq lists its product as uncharacterized. Bases 1 to 744 code for a protein of 247 amino acids. The record is from RefSeq and is a predicted model, not a curated record. The transcript is spliced from 2 exons. Lineage: Eukaryota; Viridiplantae; Streptophyta; Magnoliopsida; Caryophyllales; Amaranthaceae.
AUGUAUAAUUCUGUGCGAAUAUUAGUCGGCCCAAAGGAAGUUAAUUUUUCAAGUAUAUAUGCCAACUUGAACUCUAUUCCAGUCCUAACCGGUACUAAUUUUAAGGAAUGGAAAGAGAAUGUUCGAAUUACUCUAGGUUGCAUGGAUCUAGACUUGGCAUUAAGAGUAGAACAACCCCCUUCUCUUACAAAUAAUAGUACCGCUGAGGAUAAAAGGUUCUAUGAGAAGUGGGAUCGCUCGAAUCGCCUAAGUCUAAUGAUCAUAAAGCGCGGCAUUCCAGAAUCUUUUAGGGGCGUUGUGUCCGAUGAGGUUACAAAUGUCAAGGAUUUCCUUACUGAAAUUGAGAAACGCUUUAUUAAAAGCGAUAAGGCGGAAAUAAGCUUGUUGUUAAGCAGCUUUACUUCCAAAAGAUAUUCAGGAAAAGGAAACAUAAGGGAGUACAUUAUGGAAAUGUCUCAUAUUGUUUCAAAACUCAAGACAUUAAAGAUCGAAAUAUCAGAAGAUAUCCUCUUACAUAUAAUCUUGAACUCUCUCCCAAAUGCAUUUGAUCCCUUCAUGGUCAGUUACAACUGUCAAAGGGAGAAAUGGUCUCUUAAUGAGCUCAUUUCAUUCUGGGUGCAAGAGGAAGAGAGGUUGAGACGAAAUAAGACAGAGAGUGCUCAUCUGGCUAGUAACACUAAAGAUAAAGGUAAAAAGAGAAAGAAAAUUCCCUAUAAGGAUGAAGCUGGUAAAGGUCCUGAGUAG